Molecule: messenger RNA, 1449 nt
Organism: Penicillium malachiteum
Lineage: Eukaryota; Fungi; Ascomycota; Eurotiomycetes; Eurotiales; Aspergillaceae
Product: putative pyruvate dehydrogenase complex, dihydrolipoamide acetyltransferase component
Exons: 4
Coding region: 1-1449 (482 amino acids)
Biological process (GO): pyruvate decarboxylation to acetyl-CoA
Cellular component (GO): pyruvate dehydrogenase complex
Molecular function (GO): dihydrolipoyllysine-residue acetyltransferase activity
Source: RefSeq, a predicted model, not a curated record
AUGGUUGCUGCCGCUGCUAGAAUGCGCACACCUGCCAUGACCAUGGCCCGAGGCGCCGCCUCCAUGCGCCGUCCCCAGGUCACCUACAAGUUCCAGGAGGUCAUCAAGUCUCAAUUGCCUGCCCUCUCCGCCCUGUCCCGAUUCUAUGCCUCCAAGUCGUUCCCUCCCCACACCAUUAUCAGCAUGCCGGCUUUGUCGCCGACAAUGACCGCGGGAAACGUCGGCGCGUGGCAGAAGAAGGCUGGUGACAGCCUCCAGCCCGGUGAUGUUCUGGUUGAGAUUGAGACCGAUAAGGCACAGAUGGACUUUGAGUUCCAGGAGGAGGGUAUCCUUGCCAAGGUCCUGAAGGAGACUGGUGAGAAGGAUGUUCCUGUUGGCUCGCCCAUCGCUGUUCUUGUUGAGGAGGGUACCGAUGUUACCCCCUUCGAGUCAUUCUCCCUGGAGGAUGCCGGUGGUGACAAGGCCUCCCCGGCCGCUGAGAAGAAGGAGGAGCCCAAGAGCGCUGAGCCCUCGGCCCCGGCCCCCGCGUCGGAGCCCGCCGCUAUUGAGCCCGAGACCUCCGGUGACAAGCUCCAGCCUGCCCUCGACCGCGAGCCUACCAUCUCUCCCGCCGCUAAGGCCCUUGCCCUCGAGAAGGGUGUCCCCGUCAAGGCUCUCAAGGGUACUGGCCGUGGCGGUGUGAUCACCAAGGAGGAUGUUGAGAAGUACAAGCCCAGCGCUUCCGCUGCUGCUGGACCUGCCUACGAGGAUAUUCCUCUCACUUCUAUGCGCAAGACCAUCGCCAACCGUCUCAAGCAGUCCGUCCAGGAGAACCCCCACUACUUCGUCUCCACCACCCUCUCCGUCACUAAGCUCAUGAAGCUCCGCCAGGCCCUGAACGCCUCCGCCGAGGGCAAGUACAAGCUGUCCGUCAACGACUUCCUGAUCAAGGCUUGUGCUGCUGCUCUCCUGAAGGUUCCCCAGGUCAACUCCAGCUGGAUUGAGGAGAACGGCCAGGUUGUCAUCCGCGAGCACAAGUCCGCUGAUAUCAGCGUUGCCGUCGCUACCCCCAGCGGUCUGAUCACUCCCGUCGUCAAGGGCGCCCACGCUCUGGGUCUUUCCAGCAUCUCCAACCAGGUUCGUGACCUUGGCAAGCGUGCUCGCGAGAACAAGCUGAAGCCUGAGGAGUACCAGGGUGGUACCUUCACCAUCAGCAACAUGGGUAUGAACCCCGCUGUUGAGCGUUUCACCGCUAUCAUCAACCCCCCUCAGGCCUGUAUCCUGGCCGUCGGUACCGUCCGCAAGGUCGCUGUUCCCGUCGAGACUGAGGAGGGCACCGUUACCGAAUGGGAUGACCAGAUCAUCGUCACCGGUAGCUUCGACCACAAGGUUGUUGACGGUGCCGUUGGUGGUGAAUGGAUCAAGGAACUGAAGAAGGUUGUCGAGAACCCCCUUGAGCUGCUGCUGUAG